CUCUUCCGUUGUAAUGCUAACCGGUGCAUUUGAGACUUGACAUGCUGCAUAUGUGGAGGCCAGCCUGAAUGAUUUCGGAUUCUGUAGUGUUUCUGCUGCGAACGUUCAGAGGGAUUAUCUCUCCCUUUAGGCGCAAAACAUCGGACUCUCAACUGACACAAGAUCCCAGCCAGAAUACUCAGGGAAAUACUGCUGACAUGGCCUCCAACUUUACCCCUCCCUCCCCAAAACCGGAACUUUUGGUUCUUGAUGUAGACUGGACACUAUGGCCCUUCCACACUGACAUGGAUGUUUCACCACCCUUCAAGAAAGACAGUGGUGAAGUGAGGGACAGUAGAGGGAAGGCCAUCCAGCCGUUUCCUGAUGUACCCAGGAUACUGGACUGGCUGAAGGGGAAUGGAUACACUCUGGCCUUAGCAUCAAGAACCUGGGCUCCCAGCGACAUGGAGAGACUGCUUAUUCUGCUGGACUGGAACAAAUAUUUCUCCUACAAGGAGAUUUACAAGGGAACCAAAACCAAGCAUUUCUCCAAGUUUAAACAAAACAGCGGUGUACCUUACAACAAAAUGCUGUUCUUUGAUGAUGAGGACAUUAAUAUUCAUGAGAUCGGCAACAUCGGAGUUAUGUGCAUCUUUGUCACCAAUGGUCUGAACUGGAACCUACUGAAGAAGGGUCUGGAGAAGUACGCCAAAGAGAGGUCUUGACCUUCAGGAGAGGUCAAAAGAUAACUCUGCAACAAAUAGUUGUCACUGUGCUAAAUUAUGAAUAAAAGUUAUGCACAAAUAAUGUGAUAUGUUUUGUAGAAUUUUACACAUUUACACAUGAUGUUUUAAUGGAAUAUGAAAUUGAUAUUGGAAUAGUUAUCAUUUCUGUUUCUUUUACAUAGUAACAUAGUCAUCAUUCACAAUUGAGGUGAAGCAUGAUGCUGGGAAACUAGUGAUGAUAAACUCAGCUC
Molecule: messenger RNA, 955 nt
Organism: Branchiostoma belcheri (Belcher's lancelet)
Lineage: Eukaryota; Metazoa; Chordata; Leptocardii; Amphioxiformes; Branchiostomatidae
Product: magnesium-dependent phosphatase 1-like
Exons: 6
Coding region: 69-704 (211 amino acids)
Molecular function (GO): acid phosphatase activity
Source: RefSeq, a predicted model, not a curated record